GCUCUUUCCUGUUUGGUAUUAUUUGACAGCUUGUGCGACCCUUGUUGUAAUCGACGGUACAAGGUAGGAAGCAUAAAUUCUUGUCAAUUGCUCGAGUUACGAUCUUGUUUCUGAACAGCACUGCUGGGUGGAGGCAGUGACUGUUCGAAAGCCGAUCGUUUUCAUGUCUACGUGAUGCGACUAAGUAGCCAUUGUACUGAAGAAUGAAAAGGAAAUCGACAGUUCUGGGGCUAGUAUGUGGAUGGAUCUAAAUGGACUGCGUCCUUCGGAGGGCGGGUAGUAAGCAUAUUUCCCCCGAGGCGCGAAUGCCGACGUACACACGCGUUCGCUGCCUUUUGAAUGCCAUCACUCUUUUCCCGAAGCAGACGUGUGCAGAGUAAUGUCUAACUUCGAGUAACGAUUAUGGAGCGGCAGCAAGUUCCGGGGAGAUGUGCGACGCUGUGGUUUUGCACGCUGUUGGUGUUGGUAGCAUGUGUCUUCAAAGAAGUUUCACCACAGCUGGCUACUGGCUCCCAUGAAGCGGGUAAGCCAUUCGGUGUCCCUGGACAUCAUGCCCGCGCCAGGCUGAGCAAAGCUAGCGGCGGCGGAGGCCGGUUUGACAGUAAAGGAGAGAAACCCGAUGAUGGGCAACCAGAGAAACCUGGCAGAAGGCCAUCUCAUUCCAACGACGUUAAUGUGGACGAGAUCGCGGACGGGGUUUUCCCGUUUCCCCCACCACGUCAUUCCUCCUCUUCCUCCUCUGGAUACGCUGAUGCUCCCGAGACAGAGAGUUCUUCCUUCUUCUCUAAUUUGCUUGGUUUCGACCCCUCUGAACAAAAGUGGAAGCCACAAGCGUUUUUCGGAGUUCUGUUUGACCUCCCGUCGCUAUCAUCCCUUUUGUCUCGAGGACUGGACGAGUUGGUCAGUUCAGUCCUCCAAGUAGUUCUCCCUUUGCCCGCCGACGGUAUCCCUCGUCAUCGUCGAGGGGAUUUACCGUCACGUUUCGGGUCAAACACGUUUUCCAGAAUAGGUGAAAACGGUUCACGACAUGAGUUUUCGGCGCGACAGCCUGCCGACGGCGGCAGCGGAUCGGCCAAUCUUGGAACAGUCCUUCCCGUUGAUCUCCUGAAUCGUCUCUCCUCUGCAGUUGACGCGUUUCCACAGUUGCUGCUUUACCUGGGGGUCCACCUGCUCUUGUUCGUUGUUGUCUUCCACUCGCGGCGGCGGCAGACUCUGCAACUGCUCCUCUUGAUUUUUUUGUCUUUCCUUCUCCUGUGUUCCAAGCAUGUCAGUGACGUUUGUGAACGCUUGCUAUACAUCUACGGCGACAGUGUCGCGUUUUGCCACCUUUUUUCUCUCUCGACUGAAGAGGGACAGCAGUUUCUGCUGCUUCUCUGGUGUUUACCUCUCCUAUCUUGCUUGAUGACGCUCGCGGGGCUGCUCCUCUGGGAGUUGAUCAGCUCUGUUUUUCUCCUCGCUAAAUGGAAGAAGCAAGCUGUCCGGAAGGCGCAGCAACGACAAAGUGGAAAACACUGCGAAACACAGGGGCAAGUGUCGGACCAGGGUAGAUCGUUCAAUCGCGCAAGCGAUGGGGACCCGAAGUGCCGGGAGAAGACUGAAUAACAAAAAACUUAAGGAAAGAAAAGAGCGGCCUCGGAUACGUGGAACGUUGCGUUUUUCGUGUGGAGCCUUCGGGAAAAGGUUUGUCACGUUUUGAGACGGGAGGAAACAUUCCCUUCGAUCUCCUGAGUUACCCCGUGCGCCCUGUAACAAAAUCGCUGUUGCCCUUUUGUGGACUUCUGACAGACGCAGGUGAAAGCGGGGACCCCAAGCAGUUGCAUGCCGUAAUUUCUCUUGAAUUCCACCAGAGAAUGAGUUAGUUUGCUUUCACGUGCACAGAACUGACGAUCAUCGAAAACUCGGGCUCCAUACCUCCAAGUCGCGACGAAGCGAAAAGCGUUGCUUGAGAGGAACAAGCAGAUUGUAAAUAUUGGACGAA
Messenger RNA from Toxoplasma gondii ME49, 1978 nucleotides. RefSeq lists its product as hypothetical. The transcript has a single exon. The record is from RefSeq and is a predicted model, not a curated record. The coding region runs from base 403 to 1602 and encodes 399 amino acids. Lineage: Eukaryota; Apicomplexa; Conoidasida; Eucoccidiorida; Sarcocystidae.